ACUGCAUCAGUGGUCUUCCAGUUUAACGACGGUGCAGCUCUUGUUUAAAUUAGUAUAAGACUUGGCCUAUUCUCUCAGCUGCAUCCGGGACGAAAAACACUUAAAGCAUUUAAAAGUCUGUUCUAAUUUUUAUUCAUGGAUAUGCGCGUUAAAGAACACACCGGCUGUCCGGGCGUACUUUGAGAACUCGUGAGCCAAGGGAUACUUUCCAAUGAGUUACUGGUACAUACAUACAUAAACUUCAACAGUCAGUAUUAAUCAGUAUUAACGGUUUUAAGAACACACAGGAUGAGGCUCAGAGACAUCUCGAAGGGACUAGUGGAGAGAUCGUCACAACGUAUUGUUUUAUAUGUACUGCUUGUUCUGAGUUUUGUCGGGAGGAACGCAGUUCACGGAAGUUGUACUUCGAUGUCCAAGGAAAAUUGUUAUCAGCUUACCAACAGAUUCAGUAUCCAUGGUAAAGAUUUAACAAACCAAACUUAUGAUGCGAUAUUGGGAGAAUCCGUCCCGAUGUACUGUGAGGUUUGGCAGAAUAGCACGAUCACUGAAGACCAAGUGAACAUCUACAUUUACAAAAACGCCACCGAGUACUCAAGGCGGUAUGGGGUCGCGAGAGGGAGGCUCAUCUCAUGCGAGAAGGACCACUGUACCUAUACGUAUUCCAAGAUAGUUAACGCCAGUCCGACGGACGCUGGCGUCUACACGUGUUACGGCGCAGGCUAUGGAAGCGCCAACGUCCUAUCUAUUGUCGGGAACAUUACGCUUAACGUAGCAGCAAUAUCUCCCCUAAAUUUAACUGGACCUUGGCCGGAGACUGCCCAAGGACAGGAGACUGACCAGGUCACUUUCCAUUGUAAUGGGACAGGCUAUCCCAGGCCGCGUUACCACUGGGUGAAGGGUGGUGUAGAGAUAUUACGCAACUCAAGUCACACUGUAAUUACUGACACAGGAACGUUGACCAUUGUAAACGUAACGCUUGAAGACGCCGGAAACUAUUCAUGCACGGUCCAUAACAGACUAAUGAACCUCACGUCCGACCACAGCACGUCUUUUACGGUGGCGCCUCUACCGGUGCUAGGGCUAAACGACAGUGAUAAUUUUAAACAAUAUCGCGCCGAUGCAAGUAAGCAAGAUGAAGCUGCAGACGGGAUUAUUGCCGCCAGUGCAUCAACGGCCGCAGUUGUAAUACUGAUCAUCCUAAUAAUCGCGGCAGUGACACUGAAGUUGCGGGGUUUCAGAAGAAACUUGAAAUACGAAGUGGAAGAAGAAGGUUACAUGCAUUAUGAUGACGUCGGUGCUGCAAAUUUAGCUUAUACCAACGUGGCAGACGACGCGAAGUGGGAGACGCCCCGGGAAAAGGUCACUUUGCUGGACGUGGUCGGAGAAGGGGCGUUUGGUCAGGUGGUCAAGGCGGAAAUGGCCGGAAAAGAGCCGGAAGAUGCAGCAAAUACGGUGGCUGUUAAAAUGGCCAAAGAUGAAGCUGAUAAGAAGGACUUACUGAAUGAGUUGAAAGUGAUGAAGAUAAUAAUUCCACAUCCUAACGUAGUCCGUCUCCUCGGCUGCUGCACAGAGAACGAUCCAGUUUUGGUCAUCAUAGAAUUCAUGCCGCAUGGCAACUUGCUGAGCGUCCUCCAGAAGAGCCAAGUUCCACAGGGCAAUGUCCCUCCCGAAGACGCUUUAACCGAAACAGAACUUUUGUCUUUCGGAUGCCAGGUAGCAAGCGGAAUGGCGUUCUUAGACGAGUUAAAGCUUCUCCACCGAGAUCUGGCCGCUAGAAACGUGCUUGUCGGUGAAGGCAAAACCUGCAAGAUAUCCGACUUUGGUCUGGCAAGGGACAUCAUAGACAGCCAUAUGUAUGUGAAGAAAUCUCAGGCUCGUGUACCUAUAAAGUGGAUGGCGCCCGAGUCCAUUUUCCGCAGCGAGUAUACGAACAAGAGCGACGUCUGGUCGUUUGGGGUGUUACUGUGGGAGAUUAUGACCCGAGGACAAGUGCCGUAUCCAGGACUUGGUGCGAUAGAUGUCGCUCGUGCAAUACAGAGGGGUCUCCGUAUGCAGUGUCCAAUAGGAUGUAGACCUCAGAUCUAUGCCAUCAUGAGAGACUGCUGGCAGCCACAACCAGAGGACCGCCCGCUGUUCAAAGACGUGGAAGCGAGACUGAAAGUCGUAUUACAAGCCACGGAGAAUGCCGAUGAGGACAACCUGCAAUGUCCACCUAACAAUCCCGCUGUCGAUUACGUCCGUCAUGAAGAUCUGGUCCCCUGUGUGCAGGGGUGAAUGAGAAUGACGAUGUCAUUACUUACGAUAUUCUCGGGAUUAUAACGAUUAAUAUAGACAUGGUUAUUCAGAGUACACAAUAUAAUGCAGGGUCAUUUAAUUUGUCUGUCUACCUGUCUGCCUAUCUCAAUAUCCGCCUUACUGCCUGUCUGUCUAACAGUCGAUUUUUCUCCACAUUAAAGAGCUUACAUUUUUUGCUCAAAGUGCAUGCAUGAUAUUAAAACGGGUGCUUCUCUAAUAUCACUUCAUGACAAAUAAUUAUAGAAGCCUGAAACAAGUGUACUGGUCAGUAUUAGGCGUUUAUGACGUAACCUGUAAGACAUUUUUUAUGUUGAAGUCUGAAUGAGAUGCUUGUGCCGUAAGGGUAUUUUCAGUAUUGACGUUUAUUUGAGUUGCUUGUGACGUAAGAUAAUUUUCUUUGUUGACGUCUGAAUAAAUUGCUAAUGUACGGGAA
Lingula anatina is the source of this 2728-nucleotide messenger RNA. RefSeq names its product fibroblast growth factor receptor 3. The record is from RefSeq and is a predicted model, not a curated record. Gene Ontology annotation, cellular component: signaling receptor complex; plasma membrane. Gene Ontology annotation, biological process: cell surface receptor protein tyrosine kinase signaling pathway; positive regulation of kinase activity; multicellular organism development. Lineage: Eukaryota; Metazoa; Brachiopoda; Lingulata; Lingulida; Lingulidae. Gene Ontology annotation, molecular function: ATP binding; transmembrane receptor protein tyrosine kinase activity.